AUGAUUGCUAUAGAUCUUAAGUUUGAAACCUGGCAAUGGCAGUACCAAAUUCUGAGUACAUUCUUCGUGUUUGGUAUAUUACCGACUUUGUACUAUUUGUACCAGCGGUACAUUUCUAGCCAUCCUAAUCGUUAUAACAAGUUAGAGGCGCCCGUCAAGCUCGAUGUUCCUGUUCCUGAAGAGGCCAAGCCACACUGGAAAGGUAAGAGGUUGUAUGCACCAAAUUUGACCACUAGAGUUGCCUCUGACCCUGGUAAGAUCAAGUGCUACUGUCCUGCAACUGGACAGUCUUUGGGGAUGCUUCCUGCAACCACCAAAGCCCAAAUGGACGAGCAAAUUGCCAAUGGGAUUAGAGCUCAGAAAGAGUGGCAGAAUCAAGGACAGACUGGCAAGUUCAGCUUUAGCUUGAGAAGGAAGCUUUUACGCACUUUAAAUAACUUCAUUGUUGACAACCAAAAGGAGAUUGCAAACGUAGCUUGUAGAGAUAGUGGUAAGACCAGACUCGAUGCUCUGAUGGGAGAAAUUAUGGUAACAUUAGAAAAAAUUAAUUGGAUUAUUUUGAAUGGAGAAAAGGCAUUGAAACCCAGUCAAAGACCUGGUCCCGCCAACUUGUUGAUCGGAUUAAUGAAGAAUGGUGAAGUCAGAUAUGAACCAUUGGGAUUAGUUGCUGCUUUGGUAUCUUGGAACUACCCAUUUCACAAUCUUAUGGGUCCAAUUAUUGCUGCAUUGUUCACUGGAAAUGCUAUUAUUGUCAAGUGUUCCGAACAAGUAUACUGGUCAUCUAAAUGGUUUGUUGAAGAGUUGGUACAUACUGCCUUGAAGCUGUUGGACUUAGACACGGACUUAGUACAACUAAUUUGCUGCUUCCCAGAGGAUGCAGACCACUUUACCUCACAUCCAGGGAUUUCACACAUCACCUUCAUCGGAUCUAAACCUGUUGCUCACAAAGUAGUUGAAAGUGCAGCUAAGCAAUUGACUCCUUGUGUCGUCGAAUUGGGGGGUAAGGAUUCAUUUAUCGUAUUAGACGAUAUGGUUGACUCUGUCGACCGCUUGUCCUCUAUCAUAAUGCGGGGUACUUUCCAGAGUGCUGGACAAAAUUGCAUUGGUAUUGAAAGAGUAAUAUGCUUACCAAAAACGUACGAAAAAUUGGUAGAUAUUUUGAGCACAAGAGUCAAGCAUCUUAGAGUUGGUUCUGAUAUUGAUCAACUUGACGAGAUUGAUAUGGGAGCAAUGGUAUCUGACAACAGAUUUCCACAUCUAGAAUCUUUAAUUGAAGAUGCUGUUUCCAAGGGUGCUAGAUUAGUAUCAGGUGGGAGAGCAUACCAACACCCUAAUUAUCCACAGGGCCAUUACUUUGAGCCUACGCUUUUGGUUGAUGUUGAUCCCAAAUCAAUGAAGAUUGCUACCGAAGAAGUCUUUGGACCAAUAUUGACGAUGAUAAAGGCAAAUACCGUAGAAGAAGCUAUAAGUAUUUCUAAUGGUACCGAAUUUGGAUUGGGCAAUUCUAUCUUCGGAAAAAGCUUUCAGCAGUGCAGUGAGAUUGCUAACCGCUUGGAUAGUGGAAAUAUUGCAAUCAAUGACUUUGCCACGUUUUACGUAGCACAACUUCCGUUUGGAGGAGUAAAGAAAUCAGGGUAUGGAAAGUUUGGAGGCGAAGAAGGUUUGACAGGUUUGUGUGUUGCCAAAUCAGUGGUUAUGGAUAAGCCAUUAUUACGAUUAUUUGGUGUUGCAACUAGUAUCCCACCCCCAAUUGACUACCCUAUUAAGGACGGCAAAAAGGCUUGGGCUUUCGUGAGUGCAUUGAAUACUGCCGGAUAUGAUUAUAGAGUUUGGAAAGUUAUCAAUGCGUUUAAGAAGUUGGCAAGAGGAGGAGCCUAA
This is a messenger RNA of Dujonia railenensis, 1878 nucleotides long. NCBI's taxonomy places the organism in Eukaryota, Fungi, Ascomycota, Pichiomycetes, Serinales, Debaryomycetaceae. The record is from the annotation of a GenBank genome assembly.